This is a messenger RNA of Brassica napus (rape), 726 nucleotides long. RefSeq names its product putative receptor-like protein kinase At3g47110. NCBI's taxonomy places the organism in Eukaryota, Viridiplantae, Streptophyta, Magnoliopsida, Brassicales, Brassicaceae. Gene Ontology annotation, molecular function: protein binding. The transcript has a single exon. The coding region runs from base 1 to 726 and encodes 241 amino acids. The record is from RefSeq and is a predicted model, not a curated record.
AUGCAUCUUCCUCGUAUAAGCCUUAUGCUGCUUCAAGUACUUGCUCUACAUACUCUUGUGUUCUGCUGUCAGGCAUCCACUUUCACUGACCAGACGGACAAACAAGCGCUGCUCGAGUUUCAGUCUAACCUAUCACCAAACAGCCGAGUUUCCUUGGCGUCAUGGAAUGAGUCUUUUGAUCUCUGCAACUGGACUGGAGUUACAUGUGCUCGGAAACACAAGAGAGUCAGUGGUUUAAACCUCAGCGGGAUGAAACUAACAGGUGUUAUCUCGCCCUCUAUCGGUAACCUCUCUUUCCUCACAUCUCUUAGUCUCUCCCACAACUAUUUCCACGGUAGCAUCCCUCCUGAGGUGGGGAAGCUGUUCAGGCUUCAACACUUGAACCUGAGCAACAACGUACUCGGAGGUGGGAUUCCACUCGGCUUAUCCAACUGUUUUGCACUUUUGAACAAUCUUGAACACGAGAUUCCUUCCGAGCUAGCCUCCCUUUCUUCUCUUGUCCUUCUGUCUCUCCGUAGAAACGCCCUGACAGGGAAGUUACCUGCCUCUUUCGGGAUCCUAACGUCACUCGAGAGGCUUGAUCUCGCGUACAACCGUAUGGAAGGAGAGUAUUAUCACAAGUGGGUCAAGCCCAACUCCUGCGAAGCCCAACAUUGGUUUGAACAAAACGCAGAGCUUUGCUCUUCAGCUCCAACGGUCUUCUUCCUGCACAAGACAAAACGUUAG